Messenger RNA from Alosa sapidissima (American shad), 1853 nucleotides. RefSeq names its product mitochondrial uncoupling protein 2-like. Gene Ontology annotation, cellular component: mitochondrial membrane. The record is from RefSeq and is a predicted model, not a curated record. Lineage: Eukaryota; Metazoa; Chordata; Actinopteri; Clupeiformes; Clupeidae. Bases 585 to 1517 code for a protein of 310 amino acids. The transcript has 6 exons. Gene Ontology annotation, biological process: adaptive thermogenesis; mitochondrial transport; mitochondrial transmembrane transport. Gene Ontology annotation, molecular function: oxidative phosphorylation uncoupler activity.
UGGCAGGCGCGCCGGUGAACUUGUUGGAUACGCACUUGAGAACGCAUGAGCGUAGGGGUAUUUUAAGACCCCCAGUUUGUGCGACCUGUUCUAGAGAGGAACCUUUGAUGCACACAGUUGAAACUGCCUUGAAGAUUACAUAUGGAUAUACAUUUUAACGGAUUACAAUUUUGGUAGGUUCUGAACUCUGGUAACGACUUGGAUGGUCUUCUAUGUAAUAAAGCAGCGGAAUUUUCGUAAAGCUUUUUAAGACUCGUGACUGUUUUAAGCUGUUGGGAGUUUUUCCAACCUGAUGAUCUUAUCGUUAUCAUUGCUGCGUUUAGGUGGUUGUGCACUGAACACCUCUAUGGACCAAGAGGAAGUGGAAAAGGGCUCUCCAGUCAAAGUGAGGACAUUAAAACGUUAAUUGGCAGAAACGUGAGGACUCAAAUCUUCUUGAGUUAGCUUUAACGUUGCUCUCUCAGAGUCAGUGAUUUGAAGAAGUAAAACGAUUGAAGAGUCGUUUUAGUACUUUUGGGUAAACUUCAAAAUCAUUAGUUAAGAGCCACGAAAGUUACGGAGAAACUCGAACUCGGAUCUCCGUCAUGGUUGGGAAAUUGCAAACAGAGGGUCCUACUCCUACAUUUGCAGUGAAGUUUUUGGGGGCUGGAGCAGCGGGCUGUAUCGCUGACCUGGUAACUUACCCUCUGGACACAGCCAAAGUGCGACUACAGAUCCAGGGAGAGUCCAGAUCCAGCGAUGCGAAAAAGGGACAUAAGUACAGGGGUGUGUUUGGCACACUUGCUACCAUGGCCAAGACGGAGGGACCAAGGAGCAUGUACAAUGGCCUGGUGGCUGGCCUGCAGAGGCAAAUGAGCUUCGCCUCGGUGAGCAUCGGACUCUACGACUGGAUGAAGCAGUUCUACAACGGCGGGUCUGACCAUGUCACCAUCUCUACCAGGCUUCUGGCUGGAUGCACCACUGGAGCCCUGGCCGUGGCGUUUGCCCAGCCUACAGAUGUGGUCAAAGUGAGAUUUCAGGCUCAAGUCAGAGGUGCUGACGGCUCCAAGAGGUACAAUGGCACCAUGGAUGCCUACAAGACCAUUGCAAGAGAUGAAGGAGUCAAGGGACUCUGGAAAGGUUGCAUGCCAAAUAUUGCGCGCAACUGUAUAGUGAACUGUGCAGAGUUGGUGACCUAUGACAUCAUCAAGGAACUCAUUCUGAAGUAUGACAUAAUGUCUGAUAACUUGCCGUGCCACUUCACUGCUGGCUUUGCGGCUGGUUUUUGCACCACUGUGGUGGCCUCCCCAGUGGACGUAGUGAAGACCAGGUUCAUGAACUCCGCCAAUGGGCAGUAUAGAGGGACUCUGAACUGUGCCUUCAUCAUGCUGAAGAAGGAGGGACCCACUGCCUUCUACAAGGGGUUCGUACCAGCUUUCCUGCGUCUGGGUUCAUGGAAUAUUGUAAUGUUUGUCUCUUAUGAACAAAUCAAGAGGAUUGUGACAAGAACCCAGCAGUCUUGGGAGUCCCCAUUCUGACCUAACUAAACUGGGGGGAUGUGUUCAGUCCUUUCCCAAUCACAUGUUCCUCUGUGUGAGGUCAUGGCACUGGUCAAGUCACUGACUGACUUCUGGCAUUGGGGGCCAAGCAUGAGGCCAUUGUAUCUGUGGACAGUGUAAUAUCAGAGAGGGUUAAAGCGGAGCUAGUAAUCAAGGAUCUUUGGUAAUAUGGAUCCAAAUUAUACUAGAAUCAUACCUCCAUUUGUCAAGUCUUAAUGAUGUGGUCUCUUUUGAAGAAAUGCUAAAUGACCACAUUCCCUGUAAUUGCACUGUUAUUAUACUAUUAAUUUAAUUUUUAUUCAUUUUAAUUCAUAU